Molecule: messenger RNA, 4581 nt
Organism: Lagopus muta (rock ptarmigan)
Lineage: Eukaryota; Metazoa; Chordata; Aves; Galliformes; Phasianidae
Gene: CCNA2
Product: cyclin A2
Exons: 7
Coding region: 211-1518 (435 amino acids)
Biological process (GO): mitotic cell cycle phase transition; regulation of cyclin-dependent protein serine/threonine kinase activity
Cellular component (GO): cyclin A2-CDK2 complex; nucleus; cytoplasm
Molecular function (GO): cyclin-dependent protein serine/threonine kinase regulator activity
Source: RefSeq, a predicted model, not a curated record
GAACCGCGUGACGCGCCGCGGGCCGCCGCCGCUCAUUGGGCGAUUCAAUAGUCGCGGGCUGCUCGAACGGAGAGAGCGGCGCCGCGGCGCGAGACUCCGCGGCGGCGGGACGCCGGCACGAGCCGCCCAUCCGCGUCCCCGCGCUCCGCGGCCGCCCCCGGCUCUUUCCCCUUCCCCUCUUCUCUUCCCCCCCCAACCCCGGCCGCCACCAUGCUGGCGGAGCAGGAGAACCAGGAGAACGUCCCUCCGGCCGCCAAAGCCCCGCCGCCAGCCGCCGGCACCCGCGUGGCGCUGGGGCUGCUGCGGGGCGGCCCGGCGCGGCCGGGGCUGGCGCCGCAGGUGAGCGGCGAGGCGCGGGGGGCGGCGGACGGGCGGGCGCCAUCUUGGGGCGGCGGGCGGCUGUCAGGGCGGCUGUCACGGCGCGCUGACGGACCGCUUCCGCAGGCGGCGCGGAACGGAGAGGGCCGCGGCGCGGCGGCGGGGCAGCAGCAGCAGCUGCAGCAGCAACCCUUCAGCGUCUACGUGGACGAGCCCGACGGGGAGCGGCGGCGGCCCCAGAGGAAGAAGGAGCGGGAUGAGGACGCGGCGGCGGACGCGCCGGGGCUGCGGGCCGCUCUCGGGACCCUGGGGGAGCGGCGGCCCCUGGCGCCCCUGGGCAACGCCAUGGAGCUCAGCCUCGAUUCCCCGAGUAUCAUGGAUAUCUCCAUCACUUCAGAAGCAGAAGAGAGACCAAACGUUAACAAUGUACCAGACUACGUCAGCGAUAUCCACACAUACCUCAGGGAAAUGGAGGUAAAAUGCAAGCCUAAAAUAGGCUACAUGAAGAAGCAGCCUGACAUCACCAACAACAUGCGGGCUAUUCUGGUGGACUGGCUGGUGGAAGUUGGAGAAGAGUACAAGCUCCAGAAUGAAACUCUGCACUUAGCUGUAAAUUACAUUGACAGGUUUCUUUCUUCAAUGUCUGUUUUGAGAGGAAAGCUUCAGCUUGUGGGUACCGCAGCCAUGUUGCUUGCAUCGAAGUUUGAGGAAAUCUACCCCCCUGAAGUAGCAGAGUUUGUGUACAUUACAGAUGACACCUACAACAAGAAGCAAGUUCUGAGGAUGGAGCACUUAAUUUUGAAGGUUUUGUCAUUUGAUUUGGCAGCUCCAACAAUCAACCAGUUCCUCACUCAGUAUUUCCUGCACCAGCAGACAAAUGCUAAAGUUGAGAGCUUAUCAAUGUAUCUUGGAGAGUUGACUCUAAUUGAUGCUGAUCCUUACUUGAAAUACUUGCCAUCAGUAAUUGCUGCUGCAGCAUUUCAUCUAGCAAGCUAUACGAUCACUGGACAAACUUGGCCUGAAUCUCUGUGCAAGGUGACGGGCUACACCCUUGAACACAUUAAGCCUUGCCUCAUGGACCUUCACAAGACCUACCUCAAAGCAGCACAGCACACACAACAGUCCAUAAGGGAAAAGUACAAGAGCACAAAGUACCAUGCAGUAUCGCUUAUUGACCCACCAGAGACACUAGAUUUGUAAUAAUCAAGAGACUUAUCUUUUAAAUACGUAGAUGUAUAUUACAAGAAAAUGAUGUACAGUUUUUAAACGUGGUUCAAAGUUCUAGGUAUGAUUACUCAGAAUAUUAAUGCAGGUUUUGAUGAGCUUAAUUCUGAAGUUUGUUUUAUGUGGUUUUAAUGUAAAUCUUUUGUACAUGCAGUCUUCUUAAAAUAUGUAGCUAUGUUUUUAUAAGAAUGUUCUCUUGAAGCACAGAAGUAACCAUGAAGACCAAGUCAAGUCUGAGACUUACCUAAUUAUAGACUUAACAGUAAUACUAGCAGUGCAUUAUUAUUACAGGACUUUUUCUCCUUCCAAGUAAGAGAGACUUGAACUCCACAGAGGUAUUUGUAGCAUUUUUAUACUCCCUAAUCUAAGCUGAGACUUACUAUGACUAAACAGCUACAGUACUGGAAGAAACUGUAUUGCUAUGAGGAGAACACCUUGCUGAAAUUGACUUUUGUGAGGCUCUCUGGGAUGUGCCGGUUACUGGAAGCCCUGAUUUGUCUUUAAUGGAUUACCUGCUCUUCAUCAUUAAAGGUUCAGUACUCUGCUGCAGGAACUGCACAGCUGAAACUAGUGAACUGCAUAUAGAAAGUGGUCUUACUAUAGUUAUUUUCUAGUUAAAGUGUAAAACUGAUACUAAUUUUAAACCUGUGGAGUUCCCACUAAUCCUUUAGCUUUCCCAAUAGCCCAUCAAUGUAGUAAAUAGACCUGCAGCCUGCUGACCUCUUUAGGGGUGGUGGAACGAUUAUACUGCAGGAGAGUGAAUUCCUGCUCUAUGCCCGGGAGAGGAGGCAAUGUCUUCUAGGGUGUGUGGGCUGUGUGCAGAAUGGCACUAAUUCUGUACAUCCCUCUCAACUGGGAAGGAUUCCUUCUGAGGCACGCAGCAAAAAUGUAAACCAAGUGAUCUUACUUUUCCUUAGUUACUGGAACGGCUACAUGAACAAUCUAGCGUGUGUCAUUGGAUAGAAAUGAACAUCUACCUUCAACCUGUAUAAAUGGAGUGAUGCUCCUUGUACCUACUGUUCUUUGUGUAUGUAAAGAAGUGAGCGCAAGGAGGUGUUGGAUUUAACUGAGCCAUUUCUAGGUUGGCAAAUAAACAAGUUUUAUACCUGCUCUUAGCAGUCUUGCCCAAUACCUUAAAGUCACUACCUCCUAGUAAUACCAUCUUAAAUCAGCAUUGUUUUUGAUUCUUUUUGGCAAGGGCUGCCCCUUGCCAAACGUGCCCCUUAAACUUCAAGUUGAUUCAACGCUGGUUAUCUGCACACCUAGCAGUAUAAAUUCUAUGUGUGUGUGAAGCAGUGGGUGUGAGCUAUUUAAAAAAAAAGAAAAAGGAGAUAAAAUCAGCAGCCAUCUAUCAAGCUACCAUCUAUGCAUUACUGUGAGACCAUUCACAACACGUCUAGAUUCAGUUACUGAACGCUUGCUGUUCUGUCCCACCCUACUCUGUGGUUCAAGCCCUACAUGAACCAAUUCAGUUACUAAACUGCUCUAGCCAAGUGAAUCAUCCAGUCAAGGCAAAAGUAUGCAACAGAGGCUGCUCUUUAGCUAAAUGUAAGCUUUUAGGAUGUACUUUAACUCUUCCACAUAUUCUAAAGUUUAACAAAGCCGUAUUCUGCUGGUCGACCAUGUUCUUCAGUAGUCUUCAGUUAGUUUAAUUUCAAUAUCUUGCCACUGGAAAAGCUAAAAUCAGUUGGGGAAGACCGCAGUAUAUCAUGUCUACUGCUUAGUAUUAGAAAUGCUCUACCCUUGCAGGACAGGGAAUAUGUAUAUACAGGAACAUGUGUGCCACAGUUGUGAUAUGAGCUUGUGACCUUGGAAGGUUAAAUCAAAAAGCUGCAUUGGUCAGUAUCCCUUGAAGAUCACAGUGCUCUUUGUGAGAAACAGGCUUCUGCUUUCACCCUCCUGUGGCUUCUACUGGGUAACUUUCAAGACCGCUAAGAAGCAUGAACAGUGGAAGAGGAGUUAAUUUUAGAGAAGCAUAUGAAUUACUUUCUGCAAAUAAAAGGUAUCACUGAAGUGAAUAGACAUCAGUAUUAUAGUGUUAAUUUACUGCUUAAUGAAAUGUCACCUUUUUGGUGACAUUUGAAUGGAAGCCAUUCUCUUACUGUUCCCAUAGCACUGAAAAAAUUUCUCCUUUGCUCCCUCAACUUUGCUUUCAGCAGCCAGUAUCUGAUACGACUUCCUUUACAGCCUUAAUAAUGCCUUAGUCACAGGCUGCCAUCUCUGCCUGGUAUGCCUGUGUUCCUCUAUGCUCGCUGACAGAUGCAGUAAUGUUCUUUUCCCUCUUUUCAUUCUCUAAAGCUAACAUGGGGGAAUAUUCUAGCUCUCACUUCCACAUUUUGAUUUAAAAAAAAAUAAAAAAUCCCAGGUUGUGCUGUAUUACUGUUUUGCCUAUCCCCUGUACUUUCUCCCAUUCUGAAAUAAAGCUUCUUGGAAUAGAGGAUGUCAGCUGUUAAAUAGGAAAAGAAGAUAAGUAGUAGUGGCAAAGUAUACUACUUGUGUUCUUUAAAAAGCUUAGGGGCUUGUUGGAGAAAAAGAAACAACUGGUGUGCAGAAUAUGUUGCAGAAGAACAACCAACCUUCACUCGCAUCUGUGCUCUACAGUAACUUCGGUAGGGAAGAAUUUACACUAAGAAAAUGCACUGAUUUAGCUCCUGCAGGGACAGGGCUUUCUGUGUUUGUCUCUUCCUACAUCUUAUUACAGCUUUGGUGGGGAGCAGUAUUUUUUUUCUUCCACUAUUCAUUUCUAAAAGUGAUGCUGAGAAGUAACAUCUGUGACAGCUACUUCUCUCCUGUUCAUGUCAUAUAAAACUGAAAAAAUAGUCCUACAUUACUCUUGUACAUAUGUGCAUGUUUCUAAUUUACUUGGUUUUCAAAACAAAGCAGGCAGGUUUGAGACAUCCACUGUUUUGCCAGAUAUUAAAUUCAGAGCCUAAUUCUUUGAAUAUAAUUCAAGAAAAAUUCAUGUCUGUGCAUGUAAUAUUUAAUUAAACUUUUUAAAAAACUACUGAGGUAUGAGCUGCCUCUGUGUGGAAGUUCUAC